CAAAACGUAAACAAAAUACAACCGGCGCGUUUUAUUAGUUAAACGUUUGCAUUUAAUUUUAACAGAUUACAAAUAUGCCAAACUGGAAUCAAAUACAAUCGCAGUUGCGUAGCUCAAACAAUCCUGUGGUAUUCCUAGACAUCGCCGUGGGCACAACUGAAAUUGGACGUAUGAUUUUUGAGCUGUUUGCAGACACCGUGCCACGAACUGCCGAGAACUUUCGACAAUUCUGUACGGGCGAGUAUCGGCCGGAUGGUGUGCCCAUUGGCUACAAGGGCGCCAGCUUUCACAGAGUCAUCAAAGAUUUCAUGAUUCAAGGCGGUGACUUUGUGCAGGGCGACGGCACGGGAGUCACCAGCAUUUAUGGCAACACAUUCAGCGACGAGAACUUUACGCUGAAACACGAUUCACCUGGCCUCUUGGCCAUGGCUAACAGUGGAAGGGAUACAAAUGGUUGUCAGUUCUUUAUUACAUGUGCGAGAUGCAAUUUUCUGGAUGGCAAGCAUGUGGUCUUUGGACGUGUACUGGAUGGUCUGUUGAUAAUGCGUAAAAUUGAAAAUGUGCCCACGGGACCCAACAAUAAACCCAAACUGCCAGUAACAAUAUCACAAUGUGGACAAAUGUAGAAUUAAAUUGUUGUAAUCUAUACAUAAGUAUAAUAAAGUUACAAUACAGUACAAUGCGAGUC
Drosophila innubila is the source of this 688-nucleotide messenger RNA. RefSeq names its product peptidyl-prolyl cis-trans isomerase H. Gene Ontology annotation, biological process: protein folding; protein peptidyl-prolyl isomerization. NCBI's taxonomy places the organism in Eukaryota, Metazoa, Arthropoda, Insecta, Diptera, Drosophilidae. The transcript is spliced from 2 exons. The record is from RefSeq and is a predicted model, not a curated record. Gene Ontology annotation, molecular function: peptidyl-prolyl cis-trans isomerase activity. Gene Ontology annotation, cellular component: intracellular membrane-bounded organelle. The coding region runs from base 75 to 626 and encodes 183 amino acids.